AUGCCUGGUCUCUGUCAGGUGGAUGCUUCAUUUUGUUCCACGGACCGACCCAAUUCUGGCCAAAGUUGCUCUAACUGGAAAGAGCAAUUUCGAGAGUCCGAGGCGCACUUUCACAUGCCAUCAGGUUCCUCACCAUCUCAUCUUCCACAGUUUAACCGCCCAACAAGUGGUUCCAAUCCCUCAGUUACUUCCUCAACAGUUCCAGGCCAAACCCAGCAACCUAAGAAUCUCCAUCAGCAUGUCUACUCUUCUCGUCCCGCCAGAAAUGUUAAUACCUCGUCUGCACGUGGCUCCUUUUCCGGCUUUGCGCCUGGCAUGCUGGAUCCAUUUGAUUUAGCUGGUUCAUGGGGCCCUUCACAUGUCCAACCUUCCGAACAGUCGGCCAGUGCCGGCACUCGCAUCACCACUUCCAUCAAGCGCACAAAGGCCUCAUUCUGUGUGUUUGGCCUAGAGGUCUCAGAAUGUCUCUUCUCUACACCAGUUCGAUGCGAACUGGACGAGCAUUCAAUUGCCCGAUCCAAUCGAAAGCCGAUUGAUCCGAGACCAGAGUCCAUACAGGUGAAUUCUUACUUGUGA
Molecule: messenger RNA, 576 nt
Organism: Protopolystoma xenopodis
Lineage: Eukaryota; Metazoa; Platyhelminthes; Monogenea; Polystomatidea; Polystomatidae
Source: the annotation of a GenBank genome assembly